Messenger RNA from Thermothielavioides terrestris NRRL 8126, 2130 nucleotides. RefSeq lists its product as uncharacterized. The record is from RefSeq and is a predicted model, not a curated record. Gene Ontology annotation, molecular function: oxidoreductase activity, acting on the CH-CH group of donors. The transcript is spliced from 3 exons. Bases 101 to 2095 code for a protein of 664 amino acids. Lineage: Eukaryota; Fungi; Ascomycota; Sordariomycetes; Sordariales; Chaetomiaceae.
AUCCCCCUGGAUUCAGCCCCGGGGAGGGAGGGUGAGAUAAUGGCCGCGAGUUCUUCCCUUGACCCUCUGGCCUCCAAGAUCCAUUUCCUGUUUGCCCAAGAUGGAGCCUGCCAGUUCCAACACGGGCUUCUUCCAGGAGCAGCCUGUCCUCAAGAACCAGUGGCACGACGACGUCAGUCUGCAGCGCAUCGCCAGACUCUUCCUCCCCCGCCCGCUCCUCGACCAGAUCAGCCCGGAGGUUGCCCGGCUCGGCGACGAGGUCCUCUCGCCGCAGAUCUUCGACUGGGUGGCAGACGCCGAGCGGAACCAGCCGUAUCUGCGUGGCGGCGGCCGGGACGCCUUCGGCAAGCCCAGGAGCGAGCUUGUCGUCACCGAGGGCUGGCGGAAACUGCAGGACUUCGGCUUCCAGAAGGGAUUCGUCGCCGUCAACUACGACUCCGACUAUGGCCCGUACAACCGACUCGUCCAGUUCAUCCGCUGCCACCUCUGGGAGGCAUCCUGCGCCAACACGACGUGCCCAGCCGCCAUGCAAGACGGCGCAGCCCGCCUCCUCCAGCGACACCUCGCGGACAAGACGGGCCUCUCGGCCGUUGAGCGCCGGGUCUUCCAGAACGCCUACGACCACCUCAUCUCCCGCGACCCAGCCAAGGCCUGGACCAGCGGACAAUGGAUGACCGAACGCGCCGGCGGCAGCGACGUGUCCCAGACCGAAACGGUGGCCACCUACGACCCCUAUCCCGCGUCGUCCCCGGCACCGCUCGCCGACGCGGCCGAGAACAUCCCCCUCGGCCCCUGGUCCAUCUCGGGCUUCAAGUGGUUCUCCUCCGCGACCGACGCACAGAUGACCAUCCUCCUGGCCAAGACGGACCCGGCCAAAGGCGUGAGCGCCUUCCUGGCCCCGAUGCGCCGGCACAACCCGGCCCAGGGCGGCGGCGCCAGCGAGCUCAACGGCGUGACCAUCCAGCGGCUGAAGCAGAAGCUCGGCACGCAGUCGCUGCCCACGGCCGAGCUGGAGCUGCGCGGCAUGCGCGCCUGGCUGAUCGGCCAGGAGGGCCGCGGCAUCCACGAGAUCGGCACGAUCCUGACCAUCACCCGCGUGCACACCGCCGUCGCCUCCGUCGGCUACCUCGGCCGCAUGCUGGCCGUCGCGCGCGCCUACGCCGCCGUCCGCCCCGCCGGCCUCGGCCGCGGCCGCCGCGUCCUGCUCGCCGCCCACCCCCUGCACAUGCGCACCCUCGCCACCCUCACCAUCGACUACCACGCCCUGAUGCUGCUGGUGUACUUCACCGUGUCGCUGCUGAGCCACGCCGAGCGGCCGCAGCCCGCGAAGGCGGACAACACCCUAAAAGAAGAGGGCGAAACUUCAACUUCUUCCCCCCCACCACCCCCUUUAACCCCGCCACCGAACCUGACAGGCCCGCUCCUCCGCCUGCUCUCGUCCCUGCACAAGUCCUACGCCUGCCACGCGACCGUGCCGCUCGCGCACGCCUGCAUGGCCGCCCUCGGCGGCCUGGGAUACCUGCUCAACGAGGAGACGCCGCAGGUCGGCGUGGCGCGCCUGUUCCGCGACGCCUGUAUCGGCGCCAUCUGGGAGGGCACCACCGACGUGCUGGCUUCGGAUGCGCUGCGCGCGCUGGUCCCGCGCACUCGGCAUGGGGAUGGGGAUGGCGGGGAUGAUGUGGUGGGUGCGGUCGGGUGGGUGGUUGAGCGGGGGUUACGGUUGGUGGUGGGUUCGUCUUUGUCAGUUGGUGGUAGUGAUGGUGGCUGGGUGGGAGGGGCAGUUGAGGGGGUGAGGAGGGAGUGGAUGCGGUUGAAGGGGGUGGUGGAAGGGGCGGACGGCAGGAUGGAGGCGCUGCUGCCGGAGGCGAGGGCGGUGGUGUUUCGGCUGGCGGAGGUCCUGAGCGCCGUCUUGUUCAUGGCGGACGCGGCGGCGAAUCCGGGCGCGGAGAUCGAGGAGAUGUGCAGGCGGUAUGUGGUGGAGAAGCGGUUUGUGGCGGAUGGGGGGGAUGGGAGGAAGGAUCUGGCGAUGGACCAGGCGAUUGUCUACGGUGCCGGGAAGGUCCCUGGCCAGGAGGCGGCGAGCUCCAGGCUCUAAUCCGGGCCAAGGCGGACGCCAUACACGCAGCUCUG